Messenger RNA from Salmo salar (Atlantic salmon), 5049 nucleotides. RefSeq names its product amyloid beta precursor protein binding family A member 2a (gene apba2a). The record is from RefSeq and is a predicted model, not a curated record. Gene Ontology annotation, cellular component: dendritic spine; cytoplasm; plasma membrane. Gene Ontology annotation, molecular function: amyloid-beta binding; protein binding. Lineage: Eukaryota; Metazoa; Chordata; Actinopteri; Salmoniformes; Salmonidae. Gene Ontology annotation, biological process: chemical synaptic transmission.
CAGAAGGGGGAGGAGGAGGUGGAGGGGCAGAAAGAGAAGAAUUUCCCAGAUGAGAUGGGGGAAACAGAGGAAGAGCGGGAUGUGACCACAUAUACAGAGGAGGAUUCUGAAGAGACAGAGGACAGAGAGCAGGAGAAAACACCCAGCAGCCACCAGGAGAAAUAUGGGGAGAGGAUGAGAGAGGGGGAGAGGGAGGGGGAGAGGAUGAGAGAAGGAGAGAGGGAGGGGGACAAGAUGAGGGAGGGAGAGAGGGAGGAGGAGAGGAUGAGAGAGGGAGAGAGAAUGAGAGGGGGAAAGAGGGGUGACCGAGACAGGGAGGACGGUGAGGUCUGCAGAGUGCAGGAACAAACCUUCAGUCGCCAGCGGAAGGAGGAGAGGAUGAGAAAGGGAGAGAGGGAGGGGGAGAGGAUGAGAGAAGGAGAGAGGGAGGAGGAGAGGAUGAGAAAGGGAGAUAGAGAAGACAACGAUAGAGCGGAAGUUGAGAUCUUCUCUAUAGGGAACUGUAACACCCAUGAGGACAGUAAGAUCUCAGUGUGUGUCUCAGAGUCCCCACAAAGGGCCCCCUAUAGGGGAAGUGGAGGGGGAAGGGAUUGGACUUGUGAGGCCCCUCAAAGGGCCCAUAAGGAGGUGAAGAGACAGGGGAAGGGAGGAGGACGGGGAGGAAGGAGUGAGAGGGGAGGUGUAAGGAGUGGAAGGGAAGGAGGAAGGGUCGUGAGGGAGACUGACAGGGAGGAAUAUGCUGGCCAGAUAGUGUCUGAGAUGAAGGUAUACAUGAGUAGCAGCAGCAGUUCAGAGACACAGGACUGCAGAGAGGCUGCCUUCAGGCCCAGACCACCAAGGCCUAGGCCCAGGCCUAGAUCCGGGCCCAGCUCCAGCACCCCACACCCUCACCAGACACAACCCCACACUCAGCAGGCCAAGGCCCGCCCGAAACAAGCCUACCAGACCCACACCUACAUGACAGAGGUCCAUACCCUCCCGAAACAGGUCCACCAGACCCACACCUACCUGACAGAGGUCGAUCCCGUCCCGAAACAGGUCCAGAAUCACCAGAUGCAGGCCCAGAGCGACGUCCGACAGAACCAGCAGACAAAGACACAGAACUGCAGAGAAGGUGCUAUCAGGCCUAGACCCAGAUCUGGCCCCAACACACCACACCCUCACCCCCCACAGAACCCGGCCCAAAUGCAGCACAUCCAGGCCCACCAAAUCCAGGCCCAGUAUCGACAGGCCCACCCGACACAGGCCCAGACCCACAAGAGACAAGCACCCACCCACCCGACACAGGCCCAGACCCACAAGAGACAAGCACCCACCCACCCAACACAGGCCCAGACCAAGCAGCACCACAGAGAGAGUCCCGUCAGCCCCAGCCACAGCCCUAGGCCCACCUCUGAUAGCCCUAUGCCCAUCUCUGAUAGCCCUAUGCCCAUCUCUGACAGCCCUAUGCCCAUCUCUGACAGCCCUAAGCCCACCUCUGACAGCCCUAGGCCCACCUCUGAUAGCCCUAUGCCCAUCUCUGACAGCCCUAGGCCCAUCUCUGACAGCCCUAGGCCCACCUCUGAUAGCCCUAUGCCCAUCUCUGACAGCCCUAUGCCCAUCUCUGACAGCCCUAAGCCCACCUCUGACAGCCCUAGGCCCACCUCUGAUAGCCCUAUGCCCAUCUCUGACAGCCCUAGGCCCAUCUCUGACAGCCCUAGGCCCACCUCUGAUAGCCCUAUGCCCAUCUCUGACAGCCCUAGGCCCAUCUCUGACAGCCCUAGGCCCACCUCUGAUAGCCCUAUGCCCAUCUCUGACAGCCCUAAGCCCACCUCUGACAGCCCUAGGCCCACCUCUGACAGCCCUAAGCCCAUCUCUGAUAGCCCUAGGCCCAUCUCUGACAGCCCUAGGCCCAACUCUGACAGCCCUAGGCCCACCUCUGACAGCCCUAGGCCCACCUCGCCUCCCAGCCACAAUGCUCAGACACAGGACCACACUCCCCACACCCGACAGACCGAGCAGCAUUGCAGAGAGAUCACCACCAGUCGGAGCGCCAAGCCUCCCACUCCUCUCCUCCAGGUCCAGACCCAGACCCAGGUCCAGACCCAGACCCAGGUCCAGACCCAGACCCAGGUCCAUAUCCAGCAGCCUCGCAGAGACAGCACCACCAGCCCCAGCCCAAGGCCCACUUCUGACUCCUCAUCCAGCCUGGACAAACAUCCCAGGGCUAUAAAACCAUCAACAUCAACAGCUCCACCAGCUUCACACCACAACACAGAGCCACAGAGGGAGUCCCCAGACGACAGACAGACACGGACGCAGACACACAAACAGAUGCCUCACGACGUCUCAGAGCAGCAGCCUGGCAGGCCCCACUGCCCAGAGCCUCAGACCCUACAGGAGGACAGCAACAGCACACCUCAGCCUGAACCAACACAGAACAACGCUUCGUUCCCCAGCUUCGUGGAUGUCCCAGGUCCGUGUGAGCCCGAGGACCUGAUCGAUGGGAUCAUCUUUGCUGCUAACUACCUGGGUUCCACCCGGCUGCUGUCUAACAAGAACCCAUCUAAACGAACACGCAUGGCCCAGGCGCAGGAGGCUGUCAGCCAGGUCAAGAGCCAAGAUGGAGACUCUCAGACGGUGACAGAAGUGGACCUCUUCAUCUCCACCAAGGCAGUCAAAGUGCUGAAUGCUGAUUCACAGGAGACGCUGAUGGACAGUGCGCUGCGGUCCAUAUCCUACAUCGCAGACAUCGGGACCAUCGUGGUUCUGAUGGCUCGUACCCGUACGUCAGACUCGUCCUCGCAGGACCGUAGCGAAGCUGAUCUCUCCUCCUCAGAGGGACAGAGACAGUACAGAAUGAUCUGCUAUGUCUUUGAGUCAGAGGAUGCCCAGCUCAUUGCCCAGUCCAUCGGCCAGGCGUUCAGCGUUGCCUACAGGGAGUUCCUCCGAGCCAAUGGGAUCAACCCUAAGGACCUGAGUCAGAAACAAUACAGUGACAUCAUCAAUUCCCAGGAGAUGUACAAUGACGACCUGGUCCAUUUCUCAAACUCUGACAACUGUAAAGAGCUGGAGUUGGAGAAGCAGAAGGGAGAGAGCCUAGGUGUGGUGAUAGUGGAGUCUGGCUGGGGCUCCAUCCUGCCUACGGUGAUCCUAGCUAACAUGUUGAACAGCGGCCCGGCUGCCCGCUCUGGGAAACUCAGCGUCGGCGACCAGAUCAUGUCCAUUAACAACACCAGCCUGGUGGGCCUGCCGUUAGCGACCUGCCAGAGCAUCAUCAAGGGUCUGAAGAGCCAGGUUCAGGUGAAGCUGAGCAUUGUGAGUUGUCCUCCUGUCACCACCGUCCUCAUCAAGAGACCUGACCUCAAGUUCCAGCUGGGCUUCAGUGUUCAGAACGGCAUCAUCUGCAGUCUGAUGCGUGGAGGUAUCGCGGAGCGAGGAGGGGUGCGAGUCGGCCACAGGAUCAUUGAGAUCAAUGGGCUGAGUGUGGUUGCCAUGCCGCAUGAGAAGAUAGUACAGACCCUGUCUGUAUCAGUGGGAGAGAUCAACAUGAAGACCAUGCCUGCAGUGAUGUUCAGACUGUUAACAGGGCAGGAGAUUCCCGUCUACAUUUAGUCUCUCCACGUCAGAGUCCUAAAUGACACCCUAUUCCCUAUGUAGUGCACUACUUUUGACCAGGACCGAUAGGGUUCUGGUCAAAAGUAGUGCACAAUGUAGGGAAUAGGGUGCAAUUUGGUGACGCACACCUUACCUGCAUCUCUUUCUGUGUACUCGCUCACUGCUUCUGCAUGUCUAGGAGAAGUUGAACAGACAGGGUGAUUGACAGGCAGUGGAGCCAUGUCCUCCGAUUUACAGUGACACCAGCCUCCACUGGUGCAGGGUGAUACAUUAGCAAAGUGUAUCUUUCUAUCGUGUUAUUUUCCUGUUACUCUACUGACAGUUAUUACCACAGCACCAUUCCCGACUUAAAUAAGGCUUCUUUCCAAAUUCAUUGAUGAGCUACACGGUCAUAAUGGGUUGAAAUGUACAUAACAUAAGCUGUUCGUGGUGUGUGUGUGUGUGUGUGUGUGUGUGUGUGUGUGUGUGUGUGUGUGCGUGCGUGCGUGCGUGCGUGCGUGCGUGUGCGUGUGCGUGUGUUGUACAUGCAAGGUCUUUAUCGUUUUCUUACGACGAGAGAUUACAAACACGGCACAUUUUAUUUUCAAUUUAUUCCUUUAUUUAUUUUUAUUUUUAUUUUAUAACAUGCAAGGUUGAGAGACGUAGUCGUCCUGUAAAUAGUUUGUUUUAUAGGAGGACUGCUGAAACUGUAACUUGGUCUGUUCAUUGUAAACUGGGUGGUUUGAGACCUGAAUGCUGAUUGUCUCUGAUAUCAGACCGUAUACCAUGGGUAUAACAUCUUAACCAAUACAGCAUUGGACAAGGCUAUUCUUUAAUAGCAGGGCUGUUGUAGCCUGGUCUGUCGUUGGAGCGCCUCUCUGGCCAAUGCAUGACCACUACUUUAGGAGUUGGCAAGACAGCACAAACAGAUCUGGAACCAGGCUAGGGGGUAUUGAGCUACAGUCUAUUCCCUAUAUGGUACUCUACUGUUGAUCAAAACCCAUAUGGCUCCGGUCUGAAGUAGUGCACUAUGUAGGGAAUAGGGUUCGAUAGGGCUCUGGUCUGAAGUAGUGCACUAUAUAGGGAAUAGGGUUCUAUAGGGCCCUGGUCUAAAGUAGUGCACUAUAUAGGGAAUAGGGUUCUAUAGGGGCUCUGGUCUAAAGUAGUGCACUAUAUAGGGAAUAGGGUUCUAUAGGGCCCUGGUCUAAAGUAGUGCACUAUAUAGGGAAUAAGGUUCUGCAGGGCUCUGAUCAAACAUAGGGAAUCAAAUGUAGGGAAUAGGGUGCCAUUUGGUACGCAUGCUACAGUUGAAGUCAGAAGUUUACAUACCCCUUAGCCAAAUACAUUUAAACUCAGUUUUUCACAAAUCCUGACAUUUAAUCCUAGUAAAAAUUCCCUGUUUUAGGUCAGUUAGGAUCACCACUUUAUUUUAAGAACGUGAAAUGUCAGAAUAAUAGUAGAGAGAAUUAUUUC